UGACGAAAGAAAGAAAAGAAAGAAAGCUUCCACACUCUCAAUCCUCUGCAGAAAUUGAGAUGAACAGUUCGUUCUGAUUCAUGUGAAUCUUAGCUUCUCUGCUUCACUGGUGUUUCUGGGGUAUUGAUUGAUUAACUUUCCUGGAUCUGUUUUUUUUUUCGUUUCUGAGAAGCAAAAUGAUAAGGAUGAACUUGAGAAGAGGGAUACUAUCUGUGUUCUUCUUCGUCGUCUUGCUGUGCAACGCUUCCACUUCUUCAUCCGAAGCGAUCACAAUAAAACCAAGACAUUUAUCUUUGCUAAAAAGUGCUUUACAACGGCCAAGUGGGGAGCAGUCUGAUCUAUGGAAGCCAAUGACAGAUCAAGGAUGGAGUCCAUGUCUCGAUUUAGAAGAUCCCCCUUCAUUACCGGAUAAAACCAACGGAUAUAUCCAAGUGUUUCUCGAUGGAGGACUUAACCAACAACGAAUGGGUAUAUGUGACGCAGUUGCAGUUGCUAAGAUCCUAAACGCAACUCUCGUGAUCCCAUUUCUUGAAGUCAAUCCCGUUUGGCAAGACUCAAGUUCUUUUGUUGAUAUAUUUGACGUGGAUCAUUUUAUCGAUUCCUUAAAGGAUGACAUAAGAGUAGUUAAAGAACUUCCUGAGGAAUAUUCUUGGAGUACAAGAGAGUACUACGCCACAGCUGUCCGUGAGACACGUGUUAAAACUGCACCUGUUCAUGCUUCUGCACAGUGGUAUGUAGAGAAUGUCUCACCACUUCUUCACAGCUAUGGGAUUGCUGCUAUUUCUCCAUUCUCUCACCGUCUAUCGUUUGAUCAUUUACCUGCUGAGAUUCAAAGGCUGAGAUGCAAAGUAAACUUCCAAGCUUUACGGUUUGUCCCUCAUAUUACAUCGCUUGGUGAUGCUCUUGUGAGCCGUCUUAGAAACCCUUUGUGGAGAAGUGACAAGGAAAGAAAGAGUGUGGAUCAUUUGGGAGACAUGACAAAUCCACAUAGCAGACAAGAACCAGGGAAGUUCGCUGUUCUUCAUCUUCGCUUUGAUAAGGACAUGGCUGCUCAUUCAGCAUGUGACUUUGGUGGAGGCAAAGCAGAAAAACUUGCAUUGGCCAAGUACAGACAAAUGAUUUGGCAAGGAAGAGUGUUGAACUCUCAGUUCACAGACGAAGAGCUAAGAAGUCAAGGACGUUGUCCUCUAACACCAGAAGAGAUGGGACUUCUCUUAGCUGCUUUCGGUUUUGACAACAACACUCGUCUCUAUCUCGCCUCCCACAAGGUAUAUGGAGGAGAAGCUAGAAUCUCAGCGUUAAGACAAGUUUUCCCAAGAAUGGAAGACAAAAGAAGCUUAGCUUCUUCAGAAGAACGAGCUAGAAUCAAAGGCAAAGCUUCUUUACUAGCUGCACUUGAUUACUACGUGAGCAUGCACAGCGACGUGUUCAUCUCUGCGUCACCUGGAAACAUGCACAACGCUCUCGUUGGUCAUAGAACGUUCGAGAAUCUCAAGACGAUUAGACCGAACAUGGCGUUGAUAGGACAGCUUUUCUUGAACAAAAGCAUCACUUGGGUUGAUUUUCAACAGGCGCUUGGUGAAGGUCAUGUGAAUAGACAAGGGCAGAUCCGGUUAAGGAAACGCAAACAGUCUAUUUAUACUUAUCCGGCUCCUGAUUGUAUGUGCCAUGUUUGAUCAUGAACGAGGCUAUGAUAAAAUAGUUAUACAUUUUGGUUAGAAAUCUAGUACUAUGUUAACUUUUUUUUUAUCUCUAUAUAUAAACUUUUCUUAAUUAAUUAAAAGAAAAUCAGUGCGUUGAUA
Eruca vesicaria subsp. sativa (arugula) is the source of this 1802-nucleotide messenger RNA. Lineage: Eukaryota; Viridiplantae; Streptophyta; Magnoliopsida; Brassicales; Brassicaceae. The record is from the annotation of a GenBank genome assembly.